Rangifer tarandus platyrhynchus (Svalbard reindeer) is the source of this 4461-nucleotide messenger RNA. NCBI's taxonomy places the organism in Eukaryota, Metazoa, Chordata, Mammalia, Artiodactyla, Cervidae. The record is from the annotation of a GenBank genome assembly.
AUGGCUCUGAGCAAGGCGCUGCGGCUGCUCGGGCGGCUGGAGGCCUCGGGGGAGAGCAGCGUCCUGCUGGAGGCGCGCGGCCGCAGGGACUGUCUGCUCUUCGAGGCCGGCACGGUGGCCACGCUCGCCCCCGAAGAAAAGGAGGUCAUUAAAGGCCAGUACGGGAAGCUGACCGAUGCUUACGGCUGCCUGGGGGAGCUCAGACUGAAGUCCGGUGGCACCUCCCUGAGCUUCCUGGUUCUGGUGACAGGCUGCACAUCCGUGGGCAGAAUCCCAGAGGCCGAAAUCUACAAAAUCACCGCCACCGACUUUUACCCUCUCCAGGAAGAGGCCAAGGAGGAGGACCGCCUCGCGGCCUUGCGGAAGAUCCUCAACUCAGGGGUCUUCUACUUCUCCUGGCCCAACGAUGGGUCUUGCUUCGACCUCACCGUCCGGGCGCAGAAGCAGGGCGACGACAGCUCCGAGUGGGGGAACUCCUUCUUCUGGAACCAGCUGCUGCAUGUGCCUCUGAGGCAGCACCAGGUGAACUGCUGUGACUGGCUGCUGAAGGUCAUCUGUGGGGUGGUGGCCAUCCGCACGGUGUACGCCUCUCACAAGCAAGCCAAGGCCUGCCUCAUCUCCCGCAUCAGCUGUGAGCGCGCUGGCGCUCGCUUCCACACCCGCGGCGUGAACGACGACGGCCACGUGUCCAACUUCGUGGAGACGGAGCAGACGAUUUACAUGGAUGAUGGCGUGUCAUCUUUUGUCCAGAUCAGAGGCUCCGUUCCACUGUUUUGGGAGCAGCCAGGGCUUCAGGUUGGCUCCCAUCAUCUGAGACUCAGCAGAGGCCUGGAGGCCAGCGCCCCUGCCUUCGACAGGCAUAUGGUGCUUCUGAAGGAGCAAUAUGGGAAGCAGGUGGUCGUGAACCUGCUGGGCAGCAGAGGUGGAGAGGAAGUACUCAACAGAGCCUUCAAGAAGCUGCUGUGGGCUUCCUGCCACGCUGGCGACACGCCUAUGAUCAACUUUGACUUCCAUCAGUUUGCCAAAGGCGGGAAGCUUGAGAAAUUGGAGAACCUCCUGCGGCCCCACUUGAAGCUGCACUGGGAUGACUUUGACGUGUUCACCAGGGGCAAGAAUGUAAGUCCCCGUUUUCAGAAAGGCACUUUGCGGAUGAACUGUCUCGACUGCCUGGACCGAACCAACGCGGUGCAAAGCUUCAUCGCCCUCGAGGUCCUCCAUCUGCAGCUCGAGAGCCUCGGGUUGAACUCAAGGCCCAUCGCUGACCGCUUCGUGGAGUCCUUCAAGGCCAUGUGGUCUCUGAACGGGCAUAGCCUGAGCAAGAUGUUCACGGGCAGCCGGGCCCUGGAGGGGAAGGCCAAGGUGGGCAAGUUGAAGGACGGAGCCCGGUCCGUGUCUCGCACGAUCCAGUCCAACUUCUUCGACGGGGUGAAGCAGGAGGCCAUCAGGCUGCUGCUGGUCGGGGACGUCUAUAGCGAGGAGUCUGCGGACAAAGGGAGGACGCUGCUGGACAACCCGGCCCUGCUGGUGACUCCCAAGAUCCUGAGAGCCAUGUCGGAGCGCCAGUCGGAGUUCACGAAUUUCAAGCCGGUGCGCGUGGCCGUGGGCACCUGGAACGUGAACGGCGGGAAGCAAUUCAGGAGUAACCUGUUGGGCACCGCCGAGCUGGCCGACUGGCUGCUGGACGCACCCUCGCUGUGCCGAGUCGCUGGACCCCCGGGUGACGGCAGCCCGGCUGACAUAUUUGCCGUGGGGUUCGAAGAGAUGGUGGAGCUGAGUGCUGGGAACAUCGUCAACGCCAGUACCACCAACAGGAAGAUGUGGGGUGAGCAGCUCCAGAAAGCCAUCUCGCGCUCUCAUCGGUACAUUCUCUUGACUUCGGCACAGCUGGUGGGCGUCUGUCUUUACAUCUUUGUGCGCCCGUACCACGUCCCCUUCGUCAGGGAUGUGGCGAUCGACACGGUGAAGACGGGGAUGGGAGGGAAGGCGGGGAACAAGGGUGCCGUGGCCAUCCGCUUCCAGUUCCACAGCAGUAGCUUCUGCUUCGUCUGCUGCCACCUGACCGCGGGGCAGUCACAGGUGAAGGAGCGGAAUGAGGACUACAGGGAGAUCACCCAGAAGCUGAGCUUCCCCAUGGGAAGAAACAUUUUCUCUCACGAUUAUGUGUUUUGGUGUGGUGAUUUCAACUACCGCAUUGAUCUCACUUAUGAAGAAGUCUUCUAUUUUGUUAAACGCCAAGACUGGAAGAAGCUUCUGGAAUUUGAUCAGCUACAGCUGCAGAAGUCAAGUGGAAAAAUUUUUAAAGACUUUCACGAGGGCACCAUUGACUUUGGACCCACCUACAAGUAUGACGUGGGCUCCGCUGCCUACGACACGAGUGACAAGUGCCGCACCCCCGCCUGGACGGACAGGGUCCUGUGGUGGAGAAAGAGGCACCCUUCCGACAGAACAGCUGGAGAACUCAACCUUCUAGACAGUGAUCUGGACGCUAACACCCAGCUCAGACACACCUGGUCUCCCGGUGCCCUCAAGUAUUACGGCCGAGCAGAGCUGCAAGCGUCUGACCACAGACCCGUGCUGGCCAUUGUGGAGGUGGAAGUGCAAGAAGUUGACGUGGGGGCUCGGGACAGGGUGUUCCAGGAAGUGUCCUCUUUCCAGGGCCCCCCUGAUGCCACCGUCGUCGUCAACCUGCAGUCGCCAAGCGCAGAAGAGAAGGACGAGUUUCCUGAGGACGUGCGCCUGGAGCUCAUGCAGACCCUGGGGAAUUACGGGACAAUCGUGCUUGUCAGGAUCAACCAAGGGCAGAUGCUCGUGACUUUUGCUGACAGUCACUCGGCGCUCAGUGUCCUGGAUGUGGACGGGAUGAAGGUGAAGGGCCGAGCUGUAAAGAUCAGACCAAAAACCAAGGACUGGCUGAAAGGUUUGCAAGAGGAGAUCAUCCGAAAGCGGGACAGCGUGGCCUCCGUGUCCCCCACGGCCAACUCCUGUCUGCUGGAGGAGAACUUCGACUUCACGAGUCUGGACUAUGAGUCGGAAGGGGAUAUUCUCGAAGACGACGAAGACUAUCUGGCAGAUGAGCUGAGUCAGCCUGUGGUCUCAGACAGUGAUCCAGGGGGAGAUGAGGUCUCCGAUGCCCCCAGCUCUGCCUCCGCGGCACCUCCCAGCAGGUCACCGGCACUCGCCAAGAAGCAGCAGCGUCCGACCUACAAAGAUGAUGCUGACCUGGUGGAGUUAAAGCAGGAGCUGGAAGCAGUUGGGGACUUCCGCCACCGCUCUCCAAGCAGGUCUCUGUCGGUUCCCAGUCGGCCUCGGCCACCUCACCCUCCGCAGAGACCCCCCCCUCCAACUGGUUUCAUGGUGAAAAAAUCAGCCUCGGAUGCCUCCAUCUCCUCCGGCACUGACGGGCAGUACUCAAUUUUGCAGACAGCAAAACUCCUGCCGGGAGCCCCCCAGCAACCGCCCAAAGCAAGGACUGGGAUAAGUAAGCCUUAUAACGUCAAGCAGAUCAAAACAACCAAUGCUCAGGAGGCGGAAGCAGCCAUCCGAUGUCUCCUGGAAGCCAGAGGAGGCAUCCCAGGAGAAGCCCUAAAUACUCCAGCCUUAAGGGACCAGGGAUCUUCCAAACCAGAGCCCACAGCAGGGGUGGCGCCUCUCCUGCCCCGUCGGCCUGCCCCCAGGGUUCCUGCCAUCAAGAAGCCAGCCUUGAGGAGGACAGGAAAGCCCGCGUCACCGGAAGAACAGUUUGGGCAUCAGGCCGUCCAUUUUACAAUCGGGCCCCCAGAGUCGAGCCCUGACACCCCUCCACUAGUGACAGUCCCUCCGGUUCCCAAACCGAGAACCCUUCAGCUGCGGAAAGGUGCCGCCAGGAAGCCCGCUUCUGAUGAGGCUCCGCCCACAACCACCCCGCCCACUCCGGAGGCCCCGCCCAUGGCCACCCCGCCCACUCCAGAGGCCCCACCCCUCGUGCCGCAGGUGCCCCCACGCAGGAAGAAGUCGGCGCCAGCGGCCUUCCACCUACAGGCACUGCAGAGCAGCUGCCAGCUUCUCCAGGGGCUCCCCUGCAGCGACGGUCCCCCCACAGCCCCGCCUGCCGGGGGUGCGCUCUCUCCACAGCCCGCUUUCCUGGGCGUUUCAUCAUCACCUGCAAGCCCCGAGGCUGAUGGCACCACGGACAGAAAAUCAGUGGGUGCCCCUCUUCUCGGUGACUAUCAGGAUCCCUUCUGGAGCCUCCUCCACCACCCUAACCUGUUGAAUAAUUCCUGGCUUUCCAAGAGCUCCGAUCCCCCGGACUCGGGGGCCGGGAACCUCGGAAGGGUGCACUCAGCCCCUCUGCAAAUCGGUGCCUCACCAGCCCAGGAGCCGCCCCCGGAGCACAGACCAAAAGACGUCGGUUCCUGGGUGACAAUCAGCGACAAGGACAGGAGAACGGUGCUGCAGGUGUUUGACCCACUGGCGAAAACCUGA